Molecule: messenger RNA, 1527 nt
Organism: Microthlaspi erraticum
Lineage: Eukaryota; Viridiplantae; Streptophyta; Magnoliopsida; Brassicales; Brassicaceae
Source: the annotation of a GenBank genome assembly
AUGGAAAACCCUAACAUCACUGUUCACACAAAUCUUCUAUCGAAGCAAGACCUGGAAAAGCAAGACCCCACCCGUAUUUUCCCGGCAAUCUCUGAGCUCAAAACAGAGGCAAAGUCACUCUUCUCCUUAGCCUUCCCCACAAUCCUCGCCGCCCUCAUCCUCUACGCUCGCUCCGCCAUCUCCAUGCUCUUCCUCGGUCAUAUCGGCGAACUAGAGCUCGCUGGUGGCUCAUUGGCCAUUGCCUUCGCCAACAUCACUGGCUAUUCAGUUCUCGCAGGCCUUGCACUCGGUAUGGAUCCACUCUGUUCUCAAGCCUUUGGAGCCGGCAAACCAAAACUCCUCUCUCUAACUCUCCAACGAACCGUACUUUUCUUGCUCACAAGUUCCCUAGUAAUCGUCGUUUUAUGGCUCAACUUGGGAAAGAUCAUGAUCUCUCUCCAUCAAGAUCCAAGCAUCUCAUCAUUGGCUCAAACAUAUAUUCUCUGCUCUAUUCCUGAUCUACUCACCAAUUCAGUUUUGCACCCUCUUCGUAUAUACCUUCGAGCACAAGGUAUCACAAGCCCACUAACUCUUGCCACACUCGCCGGCACCAUCUUCCACAUACCUAUGAAUUUCUUCCUAGUUUCUUACCUUGGAUUGGGUUUCAUCGGUGUUUCAAUGGCCGCCGCCGCUUCAAAUCUCUUUGUCGUCGUGUUCCUUGCGACUCACGUUUGGGUCAAAGGUCUACACUCAGCGACGUGGACCCGCCCUAGCUCAGAAUGUUUCAAAGACUGGGGUCCACUGGUCAGCCUUGCCAUACCAAGCUGCGUCGGCGUAUGCCUAGAGUGGUGGUGGUACGAGAUCAUGACCGUUCUAUGUGGUUUACUCGUAAACCCUAAAACGCCAGUGGCAGCAAUGGGUGUUCUUAUCCAAACGACGUCUUUGCUUUACAUUUUCCCGUCGUCUCUCGGACUCGCGGUCUCCACACGCGUCGGUAACGAACUCGGGUCAAACCGCCCGAACAAGGCUAGGUUAUCCGCCAUAGUUGCGGUUUCCUUUGCCGGGGUAAUGGGUAUGACCGCGUCUGCGUUUGCGUGGGGAGUAAGCGACGUCUGGGGACGGAUUUUUACAAACGACGUCGAUAUCAUCAAGUUAACAGCCGCCGCGCUGCCAAUUCUAGGGCUAUGCGAGCUCGGGAACUGCCCGCAAACAGUAGGUUGCGGGGUUGUUAGAGGGACCGCUCGGCCGUCGAUAGCGGCCAACGUAAACCUAGGCGCGUUUUACCUCGUUGGAACGCCUGUAGCGGUUGGGCUAACGUUUUGGGCCGCGUAUGGGUUUAGCGGGCUUUGGAUAGGUCUUUUCGCGGCUCAGAUAUGCUGUGCGGCUAUGAUGCUUUACGUCGUGGCUACUACAGAUUGGGAGGGAGAAGCAAAGAGAGCCAAAAAGCUAACGUGCACUGAAAGCGUGGAUGUGGUGAUUACAGCGCAAAGUAACGACGGUGACUCAGCGGAACCACAAUUGUACAUUGUCACUGUCGCUGCUGACUGA